CGGAUUGGAGGGGGUUGGGUGGGGCGGCCCAAAAGGAAAGGGCUGAAGAGAUAAAAAAAGCGGUGCCGGCCCUGCCAGAAACCGUGUCGUCUGGUUUUGUUCGGAGCCGCGACUUUCGUCUCGCUUCACGCUCUCCGGCAGGUACCGAUUGAGUUAAGACAAAAUGAGUCGACCACAUGAUGGGCAGCGGACCUUUUUUCCCUUUGGAAAUCCUUUUCGGAGUAUACUUCCCAGGGGAUCUUAUCUGUCGCCAAAGCUUCUUGCCUUGCUGAAUAUUUUUGAGCAAACCUUGGCAGAAAGUUUAAAAAGGCUCAAGCCUAAAGAUUCUUCAGAUGUCCUUAGCUUAUCCUGGAUGCGCCGUGCAAUGGAGUCCUUAUGUGAGGCCCAUGCUAACAUCAAAACUUUAAUAACUGAUCUUCAGUUUCCUGUUUCUGACUGGGACGAGAAGUGGAUUGACCUUUACUUCGACUGGAGUGUGAAAUUGCUUGAUAUUUGCAUUGCGUUUAGCUCUGAACUCUCCCAUCUGGAUCAAGGGCAAAUCUUGCUACGAUAUGUCUUGCAUGUUUUGGACUCCUCAAGCAGUUCUCCUUCAUCCGAACAACUCAAACGGGCCGAUGCAUGUCUUCAUGAUUGGGUGAAGCAAUUCAACUCGAAGAGUCCCAAGUUUGAAAACUGUUCUUCCAUCGUACAGAGUCUUGCUGGCACUCUUUAUUUGACAAAGGUCAAGAACUCUGCCAAAGGGAAGGUAUUGAUGAGAGCCAUGUAUGGAGUGAAGGUUAUGACUUUAUUUAUUUGCAGUGUCUUCACAGCAGCAUUGUCAGGUUGCUCUACGCCAUUGAUGGACUUGAAUGUUUCUGACAAGUUCUUGUGGGCUGAGGCCUUCAGUGACUUGCAAGCUGUUGUGAAUGAGGAAGUUAAGAGUCAUUUUUCAAGUGGAAAGAUUACAAUGUUGAAAGAGCUGGAGGCAGUCGAAAAACAUGCGGAGAGAUUGCACGAUUUGACUAAUUGUGUUAGCCACGAGUAUGUGACUUUACUGCAAAGCAGUUGCCAGAAAGAAGAAAAGUUACUGCAAAGCAAUGGUAUUAGGCAUCAGGAAGUAGGCACACUGACGAUAAGUGUGGACCAGGAAGAAAGAGAAGGAUUCCAGGAGUCUGUAUCAAAUAUGGCUGAAGAAGCAGAGAGGUUUGCCCAUGGGCUUGAUCUUCUGUCAAAGCAAGUGAGAGACUUCUUCCAGAUUGUUCUAAGCGGACGUGAUGCUUUGCUUUCUAACCUUAGAGGGUCUGAUGUAACAAAUGAAAGUAGUGUAGAUGAGGUCAGGCCAUGAAGUGGUCAGAUUGCUCGAUGAAAUUUUAGUUUUCUUUGUUGGUGUGGGCUGAUUCUCCCGAAGUUCUCACAUGAUAUUGUUCAUGAGAUAAGGAAAGGAGAAUGUAAGGUUAAUGUUUGUUCAAGUUAUUAUGUAGUAUCUCUUAUAGUUGUGAUAUAAACAGUGUUAUAAAGAUGGCAAGGUUAUUUACGUCUAUUUUCUUGGUGGUUA
Molecule: messenger RNA, 1534 nt
Organism: Phoenix dactylifera (date palm)
Lineage: Eukaryota; Viridiplantae; Streptophyta; Magnoliopsida; Arecales; Arecaceae
Product: protein BPS1, chloroplastic-like
Source: RefSeq, a predicted model, not a curated record